CCCGGCCCUGCCGAGCGCCAUCGCGGCCCCACGUGGGGCUGUGGCGCUGCCCGAUGACGCCUGAAACGGGCGCUGGCCCCGGUUCUCCCCGCCCCGCGGAGCCGCGGCAGAGCCAAGCGAGGAGGGUGCUGCAGCAACAGGAAUGACGGUGAACACGCCGCUGUGCUUCAGAGGAAAGAAGAUCCUGGCUCCAAUGGUGCGGGUGGGGACGCUGCCAAUGCGUCUGCUUGCUCUGGACUAUGGUGCUGAUAUCGUGUACUGUGAGGAGCUGAUUGACAUAAAGAUGCUGCAGUGUAAGAGGGUUAUAAAUGAGGUACUUGAAACAGUGGAUUUUGUUGCACCUAAUGACAGAGUUGUUUUCAGAACUUGUGAAAGGGAGAGAGAGCGUGUUGUCUUCCAAAUGGGUUCAGCAGAUGCUGAAAGAGCCCUGGCAGUAGCUAAGCUUGUAGAGAGUGAUGUGGCUGGAAUUGAUAUCAACAUGGGAUGCCCAAAAGAAUAUUCUACUAAGGGAGGUAUGGGAGCAGCACUGCUGUCUGAUCCUGACAAAAUAGAGUCUAUAUUGACCACCCUUGUUAAAGGAAUUUGUAAACCAGUAACCUGCAAAAUCCGCAUUUUGCCCUCAGUGGAGGAUACUGUGAACCUGGUGAGGAGAAUAGAGAAAACUGGCAUUGCUGCCAUUGCAGUCCAUGGAAGGAAGAAGGAGGAGAGGCCUCAGCACCCUGUCCACUGUGAUGUGAUCAAGGCCAUAUCUGAAGCUGUCUCCAUUCCAGUAAUAGCAAAUGGAGGAUCUCAUGACUUCAUUAAGGAAUAUGCAGACAUUGAGACCUUCCAGAAAGCAACAGCUGCCUCAUCAGUCAUGAUUGCUCGUGCUGCCAUGUGGAACCCCUCUGUCUUCAGAAAAGAGGGGUUUUGCCCCUUGAAGGAUGUCAUGCAAGAUUACAUCAAAUAUGCAGUGAGGUAUGACAAUCACUACACCAACACUAAAUACUGCUUGUGUCAGAUGUUAAGAGAGCAGCUGGAAACGACUCAGGGUAAGAAGCUGCACGCUGCACAGUCCACACAGGAGAUCUGUGAAGCCUUUGAAAUGGGUGACUUCUAUGAAGAAACCACAGCUAUUUUUGAAGCAAAGAAAACAUCUUUAGUAACCAAGGUGCAAGAUGAAGAUGACCAAAUGGAAGAUCCAGAUGUAAUAAAAAUGGCUGUUAGAUUUGACAAGCGAGAAUAUCCACCACAGAUCACUCCAAAAAUGUAUCUUCUGGAAUGGUGCAGGAAAGAAAAGCAUCCUCAGCCUGUUUAUGAAACUGUUCAAAGACCACUGGAUAGAUUAUUCUGUUCAGUAGUGACAGUAGCUGAGCAAAAAUACAGAUCAACUCUGUGUUUAUUCCAGUUGGCUUUGGUAAAGGUCAGCUGCAAGCUACCUCCUAAAGCUACUUCUAGGAGGGAGAAAGGAUUAAAAACUUCUGAGAAUUGAAUGUGACAAGAGGAAGUAAGCACUGGCAUAAUCAAGUAAACGGUUACAGAAUUGAAUUCACUUUGUGUUAGUCCACAAGCUGUAUUGGAAGGGGAGCAAAUAGGUGACCCAGUUCCAUUCUGUGUGUGAUGAGUGCAGAGAGAAGCCAAGGGAGGCAGAGGGGAAUGUUGGAGGAGGUUAUGUCUUCAGCCACUGCAGCAGAUCCAUUCCCAGUAAGAGGUCAGGACUAAGUGUCUGUAUCCAUGAAGCAGAGGACAGUGCACUGAGUUCUUGGAGAUCACAGUUAAUUAGCAGCUCCAUCCAGGCCUGCUCUAAAGUUUCUUGAUGGUAUUUUAUACAAUCAUCUAUUAAUACCAGAGUUGAUUUGAGGCAUUUGCACCUAAGGUGAUCUUGAUUUAACUGCAAAGCUAGACCUCAGCAUUGAACAUUUAAACAGGACAAGUGCACACAACUGCUUUGCAGCCUUCCAGUUCAGAGACUUUAGGAAGUUAUGCUCAGCUGAUAUGAAAUUUUGAGAAGAAAAUGUUUUUGAAUACUGACUUCCACAAAUGUGUGAUGGGCAGUCUUUCUCAGAAGUGACAGAAUUUUUAUUAUUACGGAACAGUUCCUGCUUUUGUCAGCAUCAAUGAACUUGUGCAACUGACAGAGUGUACUGAUGCCUGAGCCUCUUUAAAGAAAAGUGAUCCUUCAUAACUCAGUUUUGUUUAGUGAUCAGAUUUGUAAAAGUUACCUUUCUGUGGGCCAAACACACAUUGGCUGUGUACCAUUGACAUGGAGAGUGUUCAGGAGACAAGCCCUGAUAGAGACAGAUUUUCUAGGAAUAUUGCAUCAGGAGUGAUGCAUCAACACUUGACAUCUAGCAAGAUUGAAAUCAUUUCUGGAAGUGACCUGGUUUGUUUUUCUGCUGUGAGAUGACUACAAAUGCUGUUUGUUUCAUGAUGUUGCAUCAGAGACAGGAAAUUGUCUCUUGGCAGUGUGGAGACCUCAGUUUCUACUUUCACGUGUGCUC
Messenger RNA from Passer domesticus (house sparrow), 2480 nucleotides. RefSeq names its product dihydrouridine synthase 2 (gene DUS2). The transcript is spliced from 16 exons. NCBI's taxonomy places the organism in Eukaryota, Metazoa, Chordata, Aves, Passeriformes, Passeridae. Gene Ontology annotation, molecular function: flavin adenine dinucleotide binding; tRNA dihydrouridine synthase activity; tRNA binding. The coding region runs from base 143 to 1471 and encodes 442 amino acids. The record is from RefSeq and is a predicted model, not a curated record. Gene Ontology annotation, biological process: tRNA dihydrouridine synthesis. Gene Ontology annotation, cellular component: cytoplasm.